AUGGCUGCACACCUUCACCGUUAUUGUUCGGAGCUCAAGUCUUUGAAAGAUACGGCUAAUGCAGUAAUCUCACAGCAUUCAAUUAUAGUUGGGAGCACAUUAGGUGUAUCGCAUCCAGGGUUUCGAGCAGUCGAAGACAAUCUCAAACAGAUACAUUCCCAAAUUAAGGCUGUCAUGGAGUUCGAGCUAGAAUUGGAGAAGAAGAUCAAGAAUAAUCUAGCUCUGCUCUUCAAUAGGAUUCAGCUCAGUAAUGACCGAUUGAUGGUUGCGAACGGAGCCGCGAUGCAAGGCAUCAUGCAAGCAUCACGAGAAGAGACCAAGGUGUCACGACUUUUAGCGACGAAGGCACACAAGCUAUCCGAGUCCAUGAAGGAGGACAGCCUGUCCAUGCGAACAAUUGCAGCAUGUACAAUGUUGUUUCUUCCAGGAACGUCUUUCGCAGCUAUCCUUUCAAUGCCGUUCUUUGACAACAGUCUGAAGGACUCAUCUAGGAUCUGGGUAUGGGUCAUCCUCACGGUUCCAUCCACCAUGGUUGCAUUUGCGUAUUAUUUCUGGCGUCAGUCGCGCAAUAACGCAAAGUCGGGAGCAUCAGUAGAGAUGACUACUAUGACCGUGUGA
Molecule: messenger RNA, 618 nt
Organism: Bacidia gigantensis
Lineage: Eukaryota; Fungi; Ascomycota; Lecanoromycetes; Lecanorales; Ramalinaceae
Exons: 3
Coding region: 1-618 (205 amino acids)
Source: RefSeq, a predicted model, not a curated record